CAGAUGUCUCGUGCACUGCGCAAUCGCUGCAUCGAGAUCUUCAUGGACGCGCCCGACUGCGCUCGGCGACCCCCCGCGGGGAUCGAGGAGGGCCCAGAGGGGCCCGCGGAGGAGUGCGCCGCCCUGGACUUCCUGCCCGAGGUGCCCCGCCGCCUAGCGCGGCUGCUCGGAAACGGCGGCAGCAGGCCCCUCGGGGCGGCGCUGCGGUGGGCGGCGCGGAGGCUCGACGCCGACCUGGAGGGCGCAGGCGCGGACGCGCUGCCCGUGCCGCCGCCCGCGUUCCUGCUGGACGCCGCGCGUGUUCUGUCUUGCCAGCUGGCGCUGCGGCCCGUGCUGGCGCUGCAGGUGUCCCUGCUGCACGUGGCCGCCCAGGCGGUGUGGAGGUACCUGCAGGGCGCCGCGCUGUCCGAGGCCGCGGGCGGGGCCGCGGGGCAGGCGGACCCCGAGGCGGAGGCCGGCGCCGCGUGGGCGCGCGGCGUGGCGGCCGCCGCCGGCUUCACCUGGCGCGCCCUGCUGAAGUGCGCCCGCCUCUUCGCCGCCGCCGCCUCGCGGGGCGCCCACGGCCCGCUGGCGGAGGCCGACGAGCGCGGCCUCCUCGAGCGCGCCUUCGUGCAGACCUACGUCGCAGAGGUGGACGGGGGCUGCGCCGAGGAGGCGCUCUUCUCGGCCCUCUUCGAGGCCUGCAUCGGCGUCGAGUCCAUGCCGUCUUUCCGCUGGCUGGCGGAGGCGUCGCUCCGGCGCCCCGAGUCGCUGCACACGGGCCCCGCGCCCCCCGCUGAGGCAGAGGUGGCUCGGCACAGUGGCCCGCUGCUCGCUUGCGUGGCGCAGGGCGCGGGGCAGUGGGAGACCCUGGUCCAGCUGAGGCUUUUCCUCGAGAGGUCGUCCCCGGCGGACGCGCCGCUGCGCCUGCGCCGGGUGGAGCGCCUCGGGGAGCCCCUGCGCGCCGCGGCGGGCGGGUGCCGCGCCCUCCUCGAGCACGGGCUCACGCGGACCGCCAUCCCGGGGGCCGUCGACCACGUGCGCGGGCUGCUCGGCGCGCGGGCCCUGGGCGACUCGCCGCGCCACUCGUGCCAGGACGGGUGGGCCCUGGUGGACUGCGCCGGCUCGGGCGGUGCGGCGGGCUCCCCGGCGCUGGCGGCCGGCGCGGCACACCUCCGCGAGCUUCUCCGCUGCGCGCGCGCGCUGGCCGUGCACCUCCUUGCGCCCCCGGCGCCCGCGAGCGCUGGGGGCGACGCCUGGAGCCUGAGCUGCCGCUUCCAGGAGCCGACGAAGCAAUGA
Molecule: messenger RNA, 1278 nt
Organism: Prorocentrum cordatum
Lineage: Eukaryota; Dinophyceae; Prorocentrales; Prorocentraceae
Source: the annotation of a GenBank genome assembly